AUUACGUGGAAGCUUCAGCAUUCUUCACGCCCAUUACAAAAGCUUUCUUCUUCUCAAACAUCUGAUUAAAAAUUAUAACAAUAAACAGAUCUGUGUGAUUUUGUGUUUUGACUUUUGAUCUCGAGACAAACAAGAAACUAAAACAGACAGUGUUUGUAUAUUUCGGACAAACAAGACGUUAAAAAGCUGCCUUGUCUUACAAGAAACUAGAUUUUGUCUCGGGGUCGAUCUUAUCUCCAAACAGAGAGAAAUUAACAGAGACAUGGGAGGUGCAGUGACGAAAUCUGAAACUCUGCAAAAAGAAUGGGUUCCAGAGACAAAGUUGGAGGCUAAGAUCAUAGAAGCCGUGCAACGCAGGGCAUCGAGGGGCACCACAAUGAAAUCUUUCAACAGUAUUGUUCUCAAGUUCCCAAAGAUCGAUGAUGGUCUUCGAAACUGCAAAGCCAUUUUCCAAGAAUUCGAUGAGGAUUCAAACGGGUCAAUAGAUCACACGGAGCUAAAGAAUUGUAUCAGGAAGCUAGAGAUCUCGUUCGAUGAAGAAGAGAUUAAUGAUUUGUUCAAGGCUUGCGAUAUUAACGAGGAUAUGGGAAUUACAUUUACAGAAUUCAUUGUUCUUCUUUGCCUCGUCUAUCUUCUUAAAGACGAUUCAUCCACUCUCCAAAAGAAAUGGACAAUGGGAAUGCCAAAGCUGGAACCAACAUUCGAGACGCUUGUUGACACAUUUGUGUUCCUAGACGAGAACAAGGACGGAUAUGUUAGCCGCGAGGAGAUGGUCCGAGCCAUUGAUGAAUCAGGAGAACGAUCCUCCGGGCGGAUUGCAAUGAAGAGAUUUGGUUUAUUCUUAAACUCCCUCCCUCUUCUUCUCAAGCUUUCUUCUUCACUGAACCAAGAAUAUUGAUUUUGAUUCCUGUGUCUGCAGAGGAAAUGGACUGGGACAAGAACGGAAUGGUGAACUUCAAAGAGUUUCUCUUCGCAUUUACGCAGUGGGUUGGGAUAGAUGAGAAUGAAGAAGAAGAAGAAGAAGACAACAAUGAGAAAGCUUAAAUGUUAUGAGUUUCUAAGUCUAAAUAUGUGUUUUGUGUUUGCAGAAUCUAGUAGUAACAAAAGAUAUUAAUUAGUUGAUGUUUAUGUUAACGCAAACAUAAUAAUUCAUUACCAAAC
Messenger RNA from Arabidopsis thaliana (thale cress), 1161 nucleotides. RefSeq names its product Calcium-binding EF-hand family protein. The record is from RefSeq and is marked reviewed. Gene Ontology annotation, molecular function: calcium ion binding. NCBI's taxonomy places the organism in Eukaryota, Viridiplantae, Streptophyta, Magnoliopsida, Brassicales, Brassicaceae. The coding region runs from base 263 to 898 and encodes 211 amino acids. The transcript has 4 exons.